AAUAAGUCCAUCCGUGACAUUUCCUGGCUACUAAAUAUUCCACGGUCAACUGUUAGUGGUGUUAUAACAAAGUGGAAGCAACUGGGAACAACAGCAACUCAGCCACGAAGUGGUAGGGCACGUAAAAUGACAGAGCGGGGUCAGCGCAUGGUGAAAUGCACAGUGCGCAGAAGUCGCCAAUUAUCUGCAGAAUCAAUAGCUAAAGACCUCCAAACUACACAUGACCUUCAGUAAGAGCUUCAUGGAAUGGGUUUCAAUGGCCAGUUGCAUCCAAGCCUUACAUCACCAAGUGCAAUGCAAAGCGUCUGAUGCAGUGGUAUAAAGCAUGCCGCCACUGGACAAUAG
Messenger RNA from Staurois parvus, 345 nucleotides. NCBI's taxonomy places the organism in Eukaryota, Metazoa, Chordata, Amphibia, Anura, Ranidae. The record is from the annotation of a GenBank genome assembly.